AUGAUCAGUUCGUUAUUCGAGCUCAUACCUGGUGCGGAAUUUCAUCACCGCACCGUCCGCCGUAAAACCAACUUCCAUGCAUAUCAACUGGACCACUGGAAAACAGUACUCAUUACGAUAUCGUUAGCCAAGGUGUUCUUAACUCACGUACCGUCUGGUUGGUACGUGGUGUCGGAUCUGGACGUCUCGUUCCCGCUACCAGACCAAAAGUUCUCCGAUGAACACAGAAGGAAGCAUCACAAGCAGAAGAGGCAGAUCUGGCAGCAGAUAGAAGACGCCCUUUACGUUAACAACAUGGAUGGUCGAGAAUGUGUGCUACGUAGCAUCUGCGAAAGCAAGAAAUAUCUCGCACCGCCAGGGAAGUCGCUAGUUCAUGACCUCUUGAGAGCAAUAUUUACAGCACCAUUGCAAGAGGACGAAAAUGAAAUAAGUGAAAUGUACAGAGAAAUAUUGGAUCCGAACUUCUGUGACCGGCCUCAUAAUUGUCCGUUUUCCAUCCUGGAUUUUAUUUUAAUGCUCAAUAAACAAAAGCAUUAA
Molecule: messenger RNA, 537 nt
Organism: Colias croceus (clouded yellow)
Lineage: Eukaryota; Metazoa; Arthropoda; Insecta; Lepidoptera; Pieridae
Exons: 4
Coding region: 1-537 (178 amino acids)
Source: RefSeq, a predicted model, not a curated record